CUCUUUGGUUUGAAACUUUUAUAAAUCAGAAGACCUUUGAAUAUCAGUAUCAACAGACCACUCCGUACCAGACAACAUUCAAGCCACGAUUUAACUAAACAUCAUCUUGAUCCAAACAAAAGAAAAGAAAAAAAUAAAAAUGUCCCAAAAACCCCGCGUCCUAACACCCAACACACCACACCCACACCCGCGAGCCCAUCCGCAUCCGCAUGGCCAUGGGCAUCCGCAUCCCCGUCAACCAAUUGAUAUCCGGCAGACUAGGGAGUAUAAAACUGCCGCGAGACGAUGGACGUCGACGAUUGUGGCGUUGCCGAUAUUUCUGGUUACGUCUUAUGUUCUUUGGGAUCGGACGUAUGGGGGUAAGAAGACAGAGCGGUCUGGGGAGGUCAGGAAUGAUUGAUGUGACAUGACAGGCUGCGAGUUGGGGUAUGAUAUUGUGUGACAAGUCUAGCAUGGGAUUGAUGUUGAUAUGAUAUAGCGUUUAUGCAUUGUUCUAUUGGAUAUGACCGAGUAAAUUUAUGUCCUGGAUCUUGGUUGCGUUAUAAAAUCCGACAUGCAGAUGUCCAAAC
Molecule: messenger RNA, 569 nt
Organism: Aspergillus glaucus CBS 516.65
Lineage: Eukaryota; Fungi; Ascomycota; Eurotiomycetes; Eurotiales; Aspergillaceae
Exons: 4
Coding region: 140-400 (86 amino acids)
Source: RefSeq, a predicted model, not a curated record